Messenger RNA from Diabrotica balteata, 988 nucleotides. Lineage: Eukaryota; Metazoa; Arthropoda; Insecta; Coleoptera; Chrysomelidae. The record is from the annotation of a GenBank genome assembly.
GUGUAGUUCGCGGUGAAAGCAGUAUCAGUGUUCUAUUCGAAUUGUUCCAGUGUUAAUAAACAGUUUAGUAGUGAAAAAUAGUGUUUAGUGACGAUUAAAAUUUUCAUAGGUAAAUCUAACAGUAAGUUUAACCUUUUGUGGUUUUGUAUUGUUUUAGCGUUAUGGAGACCGAUACUCAACAAACUACAGCUCCCGCUGAUGCACAGCUACCUGCAGAGAUUGAGGCCAUAAUUAAAGCGACAGUUGAGCAAACCGUUGUUAGUUUAAUGGAAAAACGACUUGGUAAACGGAAACAUCAAAGGUCCAGGUCUAGAUCUAAGAGCAGAAGUCGUUCCAGAUCUCGAAGCCGUGGUGGACGUUCCAGAUCUCGAAGCCGUGGUGGACGUUCCAGAUCAAGAAGCAGGGGUAAACAUGACAGAUCUCAAAGCCGUGGUCUCUGUGGAAAAUUUGGACGAAAAAAUAAAGAUAAAUGGAAUAGUUUGGUAGAUUUUGGAUACCCACCCCAUCAUCAUUCCCAUUUCCACCACCAUCAUCAUCCACCAGGUGUGUUCGGUAAGAAUUUUCAUUUUAAGCGUCAUGGUAAACAUGGAAGACAUGGUAAACAUGGAAGGCAUGGUAAAAGGUUUCCAUUUCCUUGUGAAUAUUUUAGUAGCUCUAGCAAAGAAGAAGAACAAAAUCCCCAAAGUGAACAGGAGGAACAAAAUCUCCAACGUGACAAGGAAGGUACUCCGGCUGCCGAUAAGAGUUUAAGAGAGAAUUUUGAAAUCCUUGAGAUUGAUGACUGAGCAAACGGGAAGAUAUUUUAUACAUUUUAGAUGACAAACAUUGUAAAAGGCCUUGUAGUGGACAAAAAAUUAAAACGAAAUAAUGUGUAAUAACUAUUCCCUAUUAUAUUUAAAGAUAAAAAAUAUGUACCAAUAUACAAGCUAUAUUUACAUUAAUAUUGUAUAAUGUUAUAAUUAUAUAAAAUAAAUAUUCUUUUAAAAUA